ACACCUCUCCCCAGCGCGCGCCUACAGCAAUUCGCGCGCGGCAAGUGCCGACCACGGCCGCUCAGGCUCAAACCGCGGAACGGCAAACUCGGAGGCCUCGGCCGCGCGUGCAAACUUGGAAGCCCGUGCGGCCGCAAUGCCGCCGCGCGCGCCACCUUUCGCGCCGCGUCGUCCUCCCCUUCCAGACUCCGUGAAACCCCGUUCUUUUCACGCCGCCGCCACCCUCCAGCACGAGCCCGUCCCUUCCUACCGCUAUGCCGCGCUCCUCCAGCGCAGCGCGGCUGCCGCCGACCACCGCCUCGCUGCCUCCCUCCACGCAGCCCUCCACAAGUCGGGACUCCUCGCCUCCCACCUAUUCCUGUGCAACCACCUCCUCAUCGCCUACUUCAGGUCCCGCCUCCACCGCCACGGUCUCCGCCUGCUCGACGAAAUGCCCCGCCGCAACGCCGUCUCCUGGUCCGCCGCCAUCGCGGGGCUCGCGCAGGGGGACCGCCCCCGCGAUGCUCUCGCGCUGUUCCGGCGGAUGCGCAGUGCCCGGUGCCCGCCCAACGAAUUCGCACUGGUGAGUGCGCUCAAUGCGAGCUCGUUCGUCGGUGGAGCUGGCGCUGGCCGCGCGCGGCAGUUGUACGCUCUCGCCGUUCGGCUUGGGUUCGAGUCCAACGUCUUCCUGAUGAACGCGUUCCUCGCUGCGAUGGUCCGUCAUGGGCAACUCGCAGACGCGGUGCAAUUGUUCGACAGCUCUUGUGCCCGGGACAUCGUCUCCUGGAACACGCUGCUUGCAGGGUUUGCACGCCAUUGGUGUGUGCAGGUGUGGAUUCUAUGGCGAAGGAUGGCCAGGGAAGUUGUUGGGGCAGACGGUUUCUCGUUCAGCACCGUGCUGUCAGGGUUGGCGGCAAGCGUGAGCUUGGGGAGCGGCUUGCAAGUUCAUGCGCAGCUCGUCAAGAGUGGCUUUGGGGCCGAUGCCUACGUGGGUAACUCCUUGGUGGAGAUGUACAUGAAGAACAAAUGCCUAGUUGACGGCACCAGAGCGUUCACCGAGAUUCGUCGGAGAGAUGUUGUGUCAUGGACAGAGAUGGCCGCCGGCUGCCUGCACUGUGGCGAGCCCGCUAAGGCAAUCGGAGUUCUCAGUGACAUGAUGCUGGAUGGAGUUAUGCCUAACAACUUCACAUUUGCAACGGCAGCCAAUGCUUGUGCGCUCCUCACCAAUCUGGACCAGGGAAGGAAAGUUCAUGGAUGUGUGAUCAAGCUUGGAGAUGACUCAGAUGUCGGCGUCAAUAACGCACUCAUCGAUAUGUACGCGAAGUGCGGGUCAGUGAGUUGUGCUUACAGUGUAUUCCAGUCGAUGCAGCUGCGGCCGGUUAUAUCCUGGACAUCUAUGAUCAUGGGUUUUGCGCAGAAUGGGCGAGCUCGGGAGGCUGUGGAUGUGUUUGAUGACAUGCUGUUGGAAGGUGUAACACCCAACCAUGUCACGUUAAUCUGUCUACUCUACGCUUGUAGCCAAGGUGGAUUUGUAAAUGAAGGCUGGAUAUACUUCAACGCCAUGAAGGACAAGUUUGGUGUUGAGCCUAGGGAGGAUCACUACGCCUGCAUGGUUCAUCUCCUCGGAAAAGCAGGUCAUAUCGAAGAGGCUGAAGAGCUCAUCUCACAGAUGCCAUUCCGACCUGGAGUUCUGGUCUGGCAGGCAUUGCUCGGUGCCUGCCAUCUUCAUGGCAAUGAGGCUGCAGGCAAGCGAGCUGCCGAGCAUGCACUUGCGCUCGAAAAGGAAGAUCCAUCGACAUACAUGCUGCUGUCCAACAUGCUUGCCGGUCGGCAAAAUUGGGACGGUGCAGGAAGCGCGAGAAGGCUCAUGGGAGAUACAGAAAUCAUGAAGCUGCCUGGGUCAACGUGGUUUCAGUCCAAGCCUGACGGAAACAAAGCUUGUAUCAGGUAAACUUUGCUCCAGUGGAAAUGGAAGCAUCUGGUUCUGAUUUUGGCUCGAAAGCAUCAGAAUACAGAAAGAAGCAGAUGCUUCGAUCAUCUGCAGUGUCUGACAUUUUGGCUGGACUGACUUCUGCAAAACCUCACAGGUGAAGGAAAAAGCUACACUCUGAUCAAUAGCAUAACAUAGAUCAUUACAGAAACUGCAGUUUAAUCAUUUGUAUAAUUCAUCUAAUUUGAGAAACAACAAACCAUUGUAUAAAACAGAUAUAUCAUUAACUGAACUUGCUUAACUAUUAAAAUUAGUGUUGGUACAUCCUCAAUCCUUUUUUUUUAUGCGGUGGUACAUCCUCAAUACAGCCCUUCAGCUGUUGAUAUAUACUAAAUUUACCAUUCGCUAAUGAAAAUCAUAGGUAGUCAAUCAUGAUAGCGUAGGUAAUUACAAACUAGAAACAAGGUGCCCAUGGGAGGAAGAGUUCUUCAA
This is a messenger RNA of Phragmites australis (common reed), 2401 nucleotides long. Its product is annotated as pentatricopeptide repeat-containing protein At4g33170-like. Gene Ontology annotation, molecular function: protein binding; RNA binding. The transcript has a single exon. Lineage: Eukaryota; Viridiplantae; Streptophyta; Magnoliopsida; Poales; Poaceae. The record is from RefSeq and is a predicted model, not a curated record. The coding region runs from base 137 to 1930 and encodes 597 amino acids. Gene Ontology annotation, biological process: RNA modification.